Stylophora pistillata is the source of this 692-nucleotide messenger RNA. Its product is annotated as fibroblast growth factor 13. Gene Ontology annotation, molecular function: growth factor activity. The record is from RefSeq and is a predicted model, not a curated record. Lineage: Eukaryota; Metazoa; Cnidaria; Anthozoa; Scleractinia; Pocilloporidae.
UAACCAACAUUUUAAAGCGAUGCCAGCUCAACUAUAUUUUUCAUCCGUUUUCGAUCAGCUGAACUGACCUAACACACGAAAGCUGAGACAUUUGUAACAAGGAAUCGAUCGAAGGAAUCGAUCGAAGGAAUAAAUCGUGAGCGAUUUUCGCCGUCUAACGAUGGUUUUGCGAUUGACUGAAAUUAGCGGGGCAGAUUUACUACCACGAAAAAGAAAGCUGCAAUGCAGGAAUGGUCAUUUCCUGGAGGUUCGACCUGAUGGUUCAGUAAGAGGAACGAAAAACAACGAUAGCAUUUAUACUGUGUUUCAUCUCAACUCUGUGGGACCGAACAAGAUCACUUUGUGGGCUGCAGAAGCUCGGCUUUACGUCGGAAUUGACGACCGAGGGAACAUAGUUACCUCGGCUUUAAAGAUCCCAGCCUGUGAGCUCAGAGAGAAGUUGGACACAGAAUUUUUCACCAGCCUUAGCAAGGAGUUUUCUCCUCGCCGGCUUCACUGCCUGGCGAUCUCAGUGCAGGGGAAGGUUCGAUCAUCAAUACUCACUUCUUCACAAAAUGUGCAGUUCAUCACCAAACGAUUGCAUUGAUAACGUUACCAGUGACAGCUUUAUGUCGAAAGGCGACCGGUCACAUUUAAUUACCUUGUCCAACAGCUUUAUGGACAUACUACCAAAGGGGGGGGAAAGGGGAUAA